Molecule: messenger RNA, 1578 nt
Organism: Penicillium longicatenatum
Lineage: Eukaryota; Fungi; Ascomycota; Eurotiomycetes; Eurotiales; Aspergillaceae
Exons: 4
Coding region: 1-1578 (525 amino acids)
Source: RefSeq, a predicted model, not a curated record
AUGGCUACUCAGGUGGGCAUUGACGCAGGGCAGGCGUCCGACCUCGCUCAACUAUGGCAAAGCGCAGUCGAAGACUAUGAGAAAAGGACCAAGAAGAGUCUUCGACUGGCGCAAUUCAGCAACAUCAAUCAGAUCAUGAAGGGCACGGAAGGCCUGUCAGACGAGUUCAAAGAUUUCCGUCACGACCGGUCUAAAACAGACAAUGUGCGGACCGCGUUCAAACAUAACCUAUGGCUGAUCCAGAAGGUCCUCGAUACUGUCAAAGUGGUUGGGACUGUUGCAUCGGCCUUUCCUCCUGCAAUGCCGGCCAGCUUGAUUUUCACGGCAUUUGCGCAGGUCAUGCGGACUUUUGCCACAGUGUCCGCCGACUAUGAUAAGAUCAUGGGAUUUUUCGACUUCACGCAUCGAUUUUUUGACAGACUCUCUAUGAUCGAGGACAAAGCCCCACAGCAAAAGCCGUUCCAGCGUUGUGUCGCGCGUGUCUUCUCAGGCAUGCUGAUUAUUUGUUCCGUUGUCCAGGAAUACGCCGAGCAAAAAAGAUUUAAGAAGUGGUUUAUGAGUUUGGUUGAUGGAUCGGAUGGAGCUCUUUCGGAAGCCAUCAAGAAUAUGGAGGAAGCCGCGAAUGAGCUCACCCAGGCCGUUGGUCUGGCCACUUUUCGGACUGUGGAGAUCCUGGACGACAUUAUUCAAAGCAUGCAUGGAAACGUCGAGUUUCUCGUAGCGAAGGUCACUGUUAUCGACGGAGGAAUGGAGGCCAUCAAAUCCGAUACGGGGACGAUUAUCCAACAAGGCCGGGAGCUGGAAUCGAAUCAGGAUGCCAUGAUAGAAAUGCUGAACGAGCAAUCCCGGCUAUUCAACGACGCCGUUAAGAGUUUUGACUAUAUUCAGAUGGGUGCCAAUUUCGGCAAAAGCUUCCAGACGAGUCUGCUGAAACUGGACGUAGUCCGUCUUCGGCUGACCCGUUGGGGUCAGUCCGUCGGACUGGCGAAGGUGGACGAUGUGAAACCACCCCAGAUGACGAAGCUCGCCCCCGAGGAUAGAGAGCAGGUCCAAGGAAUUCUGAACCAGAUUCUGGAGCUCUUUGCGGAUGCCGAGGCUGCUUCGAAACGAUUUAAAAAAUGCAACGCCGCCGUGCCAGUCCUGGACCCCGCCAAAGAGCUAGACAGCGUCUCAGCCUCACUUCACCAGAAGAUGGAGGAUCUCGCUAAGAAGCGGCAGGACAAGUCCGAGGUGGAACAGGACGAAUGGACUAUGUACGAUGAGAAGAAUUUCACCCGCCUGAUCAAAGACAUUAGCGAAUUGGUGGACGGUUUGGUCGGUCUUUUCCCGGGAAUUCAAGAAGAACAACGCAAGCUUUGUGAGGAAGAGGUGUCUGAAAUGAACACGAACGAGGACAUCCUUCCGCUGCUGAAAGAUGUCACUACUGGCCAGGACAAGCUGCUGAGUGAUGCAGUCGUCAAAGUCAUCCAGUCUACCAUCACCUACACCAACAGUGUGGUAUUCUCAGGGCCUAACUCUGGUUUCCAGAUAGGAAACAACUCAGGCAAGAUUAGCGGUAUCCGCUUUAGCAGUUCCUAG